AUGACCUUCUCCAAGCAAACCGCUAUCCAUAGCCUGCCAGACGAUGUUUUUUGGGUAUUUUACUUCUUCCGCCGUGAAAAGAUCUGCCAAGUCUUUGCAUACCACCAUGCGAUUAUCUCUGACCUUUUUCAAUACCUCGAAUAUCGUCAACCUGCUCCUAGCCAAUACAACCUGAUACCAAUAGGCGAGCAGACAAAUAUUAGUCGGCCGCAAUUCCCCACGGAUGAUGUGUUCUUUCUCCUCCUCCGCGCCAAAAAUCACGACUGUUGCAUCCUCGACAUUACCGGAUUUGCGUACAUACCUGCCCACCAGAACAACUUAUACAGCCUGUUUGGAAUGGAAACAUACCCAGUCCGAGGAGCAUAUCAAGAACAUGGGCACGUUGGAAGAACUUCGACUCGCCAGGCAUCAUUUUAUCUUUUACAAAUGGAAUCUACAAAGAAGUUGGGCACGUUACGCUUCAAAGACUUCUGGAUUGCCCCGCCGCCAUCCCCGGGAAUGUCUCCGUGGUCGAUAGCAUUCCCAUUCGCGAAUAUCGAGACCCUGACAGCAGAUGAAACCGGCCCACAUGAUCGUAUCCCAGAACAAACCUUAUCUCAACCAGUUUCCCGAUUUACGAGAGCUCACUAUCCUCGUGGGCACCUUCACCUCAACGAACCUCACAGGAGGCCCGGUCCUUCCACUCUCCCAUACACGUAUUACAUCACACGCGUUACAGUUGCAGUCUCAGAGCGGACACCGCCUCGACUGCUACCUCACCCAUCUAUCAGUCCCGUGUCUUCGUACCCUGAAACUCGUCCAUUUCAGUAUGGACAUAUCGAACGAUUUAUCGUUCCACACACACAGAGAAUAUCCCAUCUCAUUAUGGAGAGUAUUCAUCCGUUAGCCGCCGAUAUGAAGAUGCGGAGAUUAUCAUCUUCUGCAACACAUCUUUCGAUAUAUGGCGGCGUACCCAGAGUAAAAUCGAAGUCUGAGCUCCUCGCACUGCAAUUUAUUUGGGAUCAUGCCACUGACGUGGAAACACUUUUGGGUGCCGUGGAGAGACGGAGUAGACUAGAUAUCCUACCCAGCCCGAAGGAAGUGUAUCUAUUCAACAUUCCAUUUGUGCAGAUAUUAUCAUGCAGCCGGACGAUGUAG
This is a messenger RNA of Guyanagaster necrorhizus, 1137 nucleotides long. RefSeq lists its product as uncharacterized. The transcript is spliced from 5 exons. NCBI's taxonomy places the organism in Eukaryota, Fungi, Basidiomycota, Agaricomycetes, Agaricales, Physalacriaceae. The record is from RefSeq and is a predicted model, not a curated record. The coding region runs from base 1 to 1137 and encodes 378 amino acids.